Messenger RNA from Gossypium arboreum, 3080 nucleotides. Its product is annotated as BURP domain-containing protein 17-like. The coding region runs from base 29 to 2800 and encodes 923 amino acids. The record is from RefSeq and is a predicted model, not a curated record. The transcript has 2 exons. NCBI's taxonomy places the organism in Eukaryota, Viridiplantae, Streptophyta, Magnoliopsida, Malvales, Malvaceae.
UAAAGAAAUAGAAAAGCUUUUCGUCUCUAUGGUCCAUGCUUAUAAAAGGCUGUGCAAACUUGAAACAAUUCAACCAGGAAAACGAGUUCCAAAGUCGAUGAGAGAAAAGGAGAUGGUCAAUCUUCGCUUCCUUUAUUCACUUCUUGUAUUUCAGCUUCUACUUUUAAUGUAUGACCAAUGCAAUGCUGUGAAGGAUUUGAAAGAAACACAUUCCGCCGCUAGCUUUUAUGAAGAUUGUGAUCAAGCAGAGGAAAAGAGUAAUUCUUCUCCAUCGCCGUCUUACAUUAAACGCCUUGAAAGCAAGUACAAACCUGGUUACAUAAUGGAUGAAGAAGACGACAAGAGUUCUUCCUUGUCUUCUUACAUUUUACGCCUUCAGAGCAAAUACAAACCAGGUUAUGUAGUGGAUGGAGCAGAGGAAAAGAGUUCUUCCUCGUCUUCUUACAUUUCACGUCUUGAAAGCAAAUACAAGCCGGGUUAUGUAGUGGAUGAAGUAGAGGAAAAGAAUUCUUCUCCCUCAUCGCAUAUUGCACGCCUUGAGAGCAAAUACAAACCCGGUUAUGUAGUGGAUGGAGUAGAGAAAAAGAGUUCUUCCUCAUCUUCUUACAUUUCACGUCUUGAAAGCAAAUACAAGUCGGGUUAUGUAGUGGAUGAAGUAGAGGAAAAGAAUUCUUCUCCCUCAUCUCGUAUUGCACUCCUUGAGAGAAAAUACAAAGCCGGUUAUGUAGUGGAUGGAGCAGAGGAAAAGAGUUCUUCCUCAUCUUCUUAUAUUUCACGUCUUGAAAGCAAAUACAAGCCAAGUUACGUAGUGGAUGAAGUAGAGGAAAAGAAUUCUUCUCCCUCAUCUCGUAUUGCACGCCUUGAGAGCAAGUACAAACCCAGUUAUGUAGUGGAUGGAGCAGAGGAAAAGAGUUCUUCCUUAUCUUCUUACAUUUCACGUCUUGAAAGCAAAUACAAGCCAGGUUACGUAGUGGAUGAAGUAGAGGAAAAGAAUUCUUCUCCCUCAUCUCGUAUUGCACGCCUUGAGAGCAAGUACAAGCCAAGCUAUAGAGUGGAUGGAGCAGAGGAAAAGAGUUCUUCCUCAUCUUCUUACAUUUUACGUCUUGAAAGCAAAUACAAGCCGGGUUAUGGAGUGGAUGAGGUAAAGGAAGAGAAUUCUUCUCUCUCAUCUCGUAUUGCACGCCUUAAGAGCAAGCACAAGCCGGGUUAUGGAGUGGAUGGAGUAGAGGAAAAGAGUUCUUCCUCAUCUUCUUACAUUUCACAUCUUGAAAGCAAAUACAAGCCGGGUUAUGGAGUGGAUGAAGUAGAGGAAGAGAAUUCUUCUCCCUCAUCUCGUAUUGCACGCAUUGAGAGCAAGUACAAGCCGGGUUAUGGAGUGGAUGGAGCAGAGGAAAAGAGUUCUUCCUCAUCUUCUUACAUUUCGCGUCUUGAAAGCAAAUACAAGCCGGGUUAUGGAGUGGAUGAAGUAGAGGAAAAGAAUUCUUCUCCCUCAUCUCAUAUUGCACGCCUUGAGAGCAAGUACAAGCGGGGUUAUGGAGUGGAUAGAGCAGAGGAAAAGAGUUCUUCCUCAUCUUCUUACAUUUCACGUCUUGAAAGCAAAUACAAGCCGAGUUAUGGAGUGGAUGAAGUAGAGGAAAAGAAUUCUUCUCCCUCAUCUCGCAUUGCAAGCCUUGAGAGCAAGUACAAGCCGGGUUAUGGAGUGGAUGGAGCAGAGGAAAAGAGUUCUUCCUCAUCUUCUUACAUUUCACGUCUUGAAAGCAAAUACAAGCCGAGUUAUGGAGUGGAUGAAGUAGAGGAAAAGAAUUCUUCUCCCUCAUCUCGUAUUGCAAGCCUUGAGAGCAAGUACAAGCCGGGUUAUGGAGUGGAUGGAGCAGAGGAAAAGAGUUCUUCCUCAUCUUCUUACAUUUCACGUCUUGAAAGCAAAUACAAGCCGGGUUAUGGAGUGGAUGAAGUAGAGGAAAAGAAUUCUUCUCCCUCAUCUCGUAUUGCACGCCUUGAAAGCAAAUAUAAGCUGGGUUAUGGAGUUGACAAAGAUGAGUAUAUGCAAUCUCCGUCUAGGAUUGAUCAUCAUAACUUGGAAAAAAACAGAGAUGAUGACAUAGGAAGUGAAGAUGUAGGUGUCUUCACCAUAGAUGAUGUACAUGCUUUCAACGUAGGGAGGAAAUUGAGCACUUUCUUUUCCAUCAGGAACAACUCUCUUUAUCCUGGUUUCUUACCUAAAGAAUUAGCCGAUUCCAUCCCAUUUUCAUCAUCAGAAAUUCAAAAAAUUCUCCAGUUCUUUUCUAUUCCUGCAGCCUCACAGAAAGCCAAAGUCGUUAAAGAUACAAUUAGGAAAUGUGAACUCGAACCAGUCAAAGGGGAGACCAAAAUCUGUGCCACCUCUUUGGAAUCCAUGCUUGAAUUUGUGAGAAAUGCUUUGGGGCCCGAUGUUGAUUUUGAGUUAAUAAGCACUAGCCACCCUACGAUGACUACACCAAUAUUGCAGAGUUACACAAUUACAGAACCUCCUCGAGAGAUCAAAUCUCCAAAGAAAGUGGCAUGUCAUCCCCUCCCAUACCUUUACACGAUCUACAUGUGCCAUUAUGAUACCUAUGAGACCAAUAUUUUUAAAGUUGCACUCGUUGGUGACAAUGGCGAUAAAGUGGAUGCUCUCAUUGUUUGCCAUAUAGAUACCUCAGCUUGGAGCCCUAAACAUGUUGCGUUUAGCUUGCUCGGUACUAAGCCUGGUAUCCCUGUUUGCCAUACUUUUACUGAAGGUCAUGAUGUUUGGAUUCAGGCCUCCACUAUUGCAGCCAUUUAAGACGUAGCUUUACCUUGUUUAAUGGUGUUUGGAUUCAGGCCUCCACUAUUGUAGCCAUUUAAGACGUAGCUUUUGCCAUCACAUUCACAACUCAAAUCACCAUUGUGUCUCUCUAGUAUAUAAUAAAUGUUUCCAAUGUAAUAAAUUGAAGGAUGUGAGGCUUUUUCUGCUUUUAAGUUUCAAGUGACUCAAUCACCAUUGUGUCUGUAGUAGAUAAUAACUGUUUCCAAUGUAAGAAAUUGAAGGAUGUGAAGCUAGAAGCUUUUUCAAGUGACUCAAA